Penicillium angulare is the source of this 1719-nucleotide messenger RNA. RefSeq lists its product as uncharacterized. The transcript is spliced from 3 exons. Gene Ontology annotation, molecular function: transmembrane transporter activity. Gene Ontology annotation, biological process: transmembrane transport. The record is from RefSeq and is a predicted model, not a curated record. NCBI's taxonomy places the organism in Eukaryota, Fungi, Ascomycota, Eurotiomycetes, Eurotiales, Aspergillaceae. The coding region runs from base 1 to 1719 and encodes 572 amino acids.
AUGUCUAGCGAAGACGACUCGAUAACACCACAGAGGAAUAUCGAAGCACAAAGUGCAUUUGCUUCCACUCUCGUGAAUCAUGAUGAUGUAGAGAAAGCCCAGCCAUCGAAAUAUGGAGUUCAGUCUGAGCGGGAGCACAAAAGCUUGUUUGGUUUGAAGAUCGCCACACCUGACAGCCAUGCUGGCACGGAUGCCGUAUUUACCGCAAAGGCACAACUCCUUAACCAGGCGUUGUUGGACGUCGGCAUGGGAAGGUAUCAGUGGUUUCUUUUCUUGAUGACGGGUGUAGGAUGGUUCCUUGACAGCUUCUGGGUUAUGUCUUUCUUGGUAAUCGCUCCCUCUGCCAGUAACGAAGCCCAAUUUUUCUUCUCUGGCAAUAAUGAAGACUACCUAUUUAUCAGCCUGUUUGUCGGUCUUACUGUCGGAGGUACAGUUUGGCCAAUGAUGUCCGAUGUACUGGGUCGAAAGUGGAUAUUCACAAGCACUAUCGUACUGAUGGGGAUGGGAGGAUUAGUUGGUGCAGGCAUGCCAUCAUUCACUGGCCUUUCUGUCGUUGGCUUUGUUGUUGGCUUUGCAGUAGCCGGUAACAAAAGUGUUGACGCUAUAAUACUUUUGGAAUCCCUUCCAGCGUCCCAUCAAUAUUUGGUUGCUAUACAGGGUGUGUUCUGGGGUUUGGGACAAUUAGUUGCUUCCGCCGUUGGAUGGGCUUUCAUCGAGUUGUAUACCUGCGGUACCGGACCGGGUGAGAAAAGUGGUGCUUUCUCCGUUAAACGUGCACACACCAGCAGUAGCAGUUCCUCCAGCAGCUCAUCUAGCAGUAGCAGCAGUGCAUCCUGCCACUACGUCAGCAAUAAAGGCUGGCGCUACGUCUGGUGGACAUUUGGAUGUAUCACUCUUUUCUUAUAUCUUUGCCGCUUUGCAUUCGCAUUCUUCGAGACCCCUAAGUUCCUCCUAGCCCGUCGCCGGGAUGCCGAGGCAACCCAACUGGUCAAAGAUAUCGCCCAGCACAAUAAUCGGCAAACUUGGAUCACCGAAGCGUCUUUCGCUCGAAUUGACUCUAUCAUCGAUGGAACUGAAGACGAGCUUCGUACAAAGUCCAGGACCAAGUCCUUGUUCUCAUCCACUGGUACUGUAGGCACCUUGUGCCUGACUCUCCUUUGGAGUAUUAUGGGCCUUACCUUCAUCCUAUACAAAAGCUAUGUCAGCAACUACCUCUAUCAGCAUAGUGGCGUAAUGAAGGUGAACUCGACCUCGGUGAAUACUCCGUAUCUUUACAGCCGCUAUGUGUAUGUUGCUAUCUGCAGCAUCCCCGGUCCAUUAUUGGCAGCCAUUUUCAUGGAAGUCAAAGGGAUCGGACGCAAGUUUACCGGUGCCGGGGUAGCCCUCCUAACUGGGCUUUUCAUGCUUGUCUCAACUGUUUCAAAAUCACCAAAUGCUCUUUUGGCAUUCGAAUGUAUUUUAAGCGUUUUGUACUUUGCACAGCUUGCCACCUUGACCAUCAUCACCAUUGAGAUUUUCCCAACUCCCACUCGAGGGUUCUGCCUUGGAUAUAUGGGCUUCUUUUGGGGAGUAUUUGGAAUGAUCGCAUGUGUUAUUACUACAUUUGAUAGUACUACUGUUGCUGGUGGUGGCCCUGUUUGGUUCUGUGGUGCCAUUUGGAUCUUCAUGGCUGGCGCUUGGGUCGCUUUGCCUGAAACGCAAGCGAAGGCCGCGGCUUAG